AUGGUCUUCAUUAUGAUUCUCCUUCCUCAACAGAAAAUGAAAACGCUGGCGGAGAGGAGGAGGAGCGCCCCAUCUCUUAUCCUGGAUAAAGCGCUGCAGAAACGGCCCAGUACCAAGGAAAGUCCUUCUGCUAGCAUGGACACAGGUGCAUUUCUGUCGUCACCUGUGUGCUCCAACAGGACUCUGCUAAUUGAUGGCCGAGUAGAACUCAAACGAGGCCUGCAAAGGCAGGAGCGACAUCUCUUCCUGUUCAGUGAUCUGUUUGUUGUGGCCAAAAGCAAAUAUAACAACUUUAAGAUAAAAAAUAAAAUAAAAUUAAGUGACAUGUGGACAGCAAGCUGUGUGGAUGAAGUGGGAGAAGGCAAUACCGAUGCCACGAAAUCAUUCGUUGUGGGCUGGCCCACGGUGAACUUUGUGGCCACUUUCAGUUCCCCAGAACUGAAGGACAAAUGGCUCUCUCUCCUUCAGAGAUACAUCACUCUAGAGAAAGAGAAGGACUAUCCGAAGAGCAUUCCCCUCAAAAUCUUCGCCAAGGACAUUGGGAAUUGUGCCUAUUCUAAAACUAUAACAAUAACGAAUUCAGAUACGGCGAAUGAAGUUAUCAACAUGUCUCUCCCAAUGCUAGGGAUAACUGGCUCUGAGAGAGAUUACCAGUUAUGGGUCAAUUCUGGCAAAGAAGAGGCACCAUAUCCACUUAUUGGGCACGAAUAUCCCUACGGGAUUAAAAUGAGCCACCUGCGGGACACUGCCCUGCUGACGCCGGAGCCCAAGGACUGCGGCAGCCCGCCCAGCCUGCAGGAGCCCUUCCUCCUGGAGCAGCUGCCCCGGGAGAUGCAGUGCCAGUUCACCCUGAAGCCCAGCCGCCUGGCCGCGGCCCUGCAGCUGAGCGAUUCGGGUCAGAAGACAUUUAAAAGGAGAAGAUCUAUCAUCAAUUGGGCCUUUUGGCGGGGUUCUGGCACUCACCUCGACAACCUCCCGAUGUCCCCAACCUCUCCUAUGCCAGGACAGCUCUUUGGAGUGUCUCUGCCAAAUAUCUGUGAGAACGACAACCUGCCCAAGCCUGUCUUGGAUAUGCUUUUUUUCCUUUACCAAAAAGGACCCCUCACAAAAGGCAUCUUCAGACAGUCAGCCAAUGUGAAAUCGUGCCGAGAGCUGAAAGAGAAACUGAACGCUGGAGCUGAAGUGCACCUAGACUGUGAAUCUAUUUUCGUGAUAGCAUCUGUGCUGAAGGAUUUUCUACGAAAUAUUCCCAGAAGUAUUUUCUCAUCAGAUCUCUAUGAUCACUGGGUCUGUGUAAUGGAUCAAGGAAAUGAUGAAGAGAAAAUAAAUAUAAUUCAGAGGCUGUUAGAUCAGCUCCCAAGAGCCAAUGUUGUUCUUCUAAGGUACCUUUUUGGGGUGUUACACAACAUUGAGCAACACUCCUCAUCUAACCAGAUGACCGCGUUUAAUUUAGCCGUGUGUAUUGCUCCAAGCAUUCUUUGGCCUUCUACUUCCUCCAGCCCAGAACUAGAAAACGAAUUGACAAAAAAGGUCACUCUGCUUAUUCAGUUUCUGAUUGAAAAUUGCUGUAGAAUAUUUGGAGAAGAAAUCACUUCCCUCUUUGGAGAGGUUUCAGUGAGGUGUGAUACUAGAGAGAAUACCUCAGAUAUCUCUUGCUUACAAAUGACUGACUCCUCCUAUGACAGCCUAGAGAAUGAGCUGAAUGAAGAUGCUGAUGCCCCGUGUAGUGACCUGGUGAAGAGCCUUGGCCAGGGGAGCAGGAGCAUGGACUCUGUCUUAACCCUUAGUGACUACGACCUCGACCAGCCGGAGGUGGAAGGCCUUUUGACCCUGAGUGACUUUGACUUAGACCGUUCUAAACAUGAAGACAUUCAAAUGGAACAGCCUCUUGAAUCCAAGCAGGUGACCGUCACGGUACUGUACAGAGAGGCCACCCUGCAGGACCACGCCGGGGCCCCGUCUGGCACGACCGCACCCAGCUAUCUGCCCACAGCUGCCACGGAGGCUCCAAAGAGCCCCCGGCGGCACCGGCGCUGCUCGGAGCCCAGCAUCGACUAUCGGGAUUCCAAGCUUUCUUCUUUCAGGGAGUUUUACCAGAAGAAGCUACGCAAGUCCAGCUGCGAUGCGAUCCUGUCACAGAAGGACAAGGACCAUCUGAAGCGGAACGAACCCUCCCAGGAGGAGGGUAAGGCGUGCUUUCAACAGAGUUUAGUGACAGCCACCGAUACCAAGAAAAAUGCCACGAAUAAAAAUGCUAAGAAGAAAAGCUUCUUUGGCCAUGAAGGAAAUCACAUGAGGCUUCCCCCGCAGUCCAAGCCGGUGGCCAUCUCUGUGGCGUCUUGCAGUCACAUGUCCCCUCAUGAUCACGCCAGGAGCCAGCCCUUGGACGCAGACACACCCGGCCACACCCCCGCGCACACAGCAGACGCCCUCAAGAGCUGCAGGCGGCACCGGCGCUGCUCGGAGCCCAGCAUCGAUGACCAGCACUCCAAACUCACCUAUCUCAGGGGCAUUUUUUCAAGGAAACACAGUAAAGCCAGCUCGGAAGCCGGCCACUUGCACGGAGAGGAGGCUUAUCUCAAGCAGCACAAGUCUUUGCAAAUGGAGGGGCAAAAGCUCAUUAACCAGAGUUUGGUGAUGGGGAUCGAGGUGGGCAAGAGCAGUGCCACAAACCAGAACCCUGAGAAAUUCUUACCCUCAAGAUUAAGCAUUUGCCCCAGGACUAGCUACUCCAGCUUGUCCUCCCCAGGCACUUCCCCGUCUGGCUCCUCGGUGAGCUCCCAAGACAGCGCUUUUUCUCAGAUCUCAGAACAUUCUGUGUUUACACCCACUGAAGCUUCCUCUCCAAUAGAUUGCACUUUUCAGGCUCCAAGCAAGCAGGAGGAGCUUUCUUCUGACUUCUGCGGGUCCAGUCUCGUUUCUGGGGUGCCCGGUACCUCCUCUGGGCAGGCCGGCAGCCGCCCGGCUUAUACAAAAAAGGGUACGGUGGAGCGGCACUCGCAGGUGCAUUCUGUAACUCUCCAUCCCAGCAUGUGGUUGAGAAACGGCAUGGCCAGUCUGAAAAACUGGUCCCUCAAAAACAAAGCAAGGGCCAACAGGUCAGAGGGAAGGAAAACGGCCUCUCUCCAGGGACCCACCGAGCCGCCUCCACACGCCUCUGGGCUUCCAGAAGCCACCUCCCUGCAAGACACACAGAAAGACAUGCCCCUGAGGGCAACAGAAGGACUUGGCGUUGUGCAGACGGCCCAGCGGUAUAGCUCAUGCCCCAGCGACGUCUCAGAGAAACACGGUAGCGCUCCCUUCGGCCUAGUGGAAGACACAUUCGAGCUGUGCAUGAAGCUACAUGGGGAAGGAGAGGGCAGUGGGCGGUGCUCCCCUGGCACCCUGCCGUGUUCGAGGUCCUCACCCAGCUCUUUGGUUGCGGAUGAUGUAUUCAGCCCAGACUCGGGGCCUGUGGUAGCUUGUGACGUUGGGGACAAACAUUCAACCAAAGACAUUUUCCCACAGUAAGAAUCUGAUGUCUACAAGAACAGAAACUGGGCUAAUAAUGACAUCAAGACAAUAAUUAUUAUGACCCCUUUGUAUAAAGUACCUGGAAUAGGUAGCAUAAAGAUAAUUAUUGCUAAUACUUGAGACAAUAAAAUAAUUCAUUUUAUUGAGA
Molecule: messenger RNA, 3661 nt
Organism: Miniopterus natalensis
Lineage: Eukaryota; Metazoa; Chordata; Mammalia; Chiroptera; Miniopteridae
Source: RefSeq, a predicted model, not a curated record